UAUCACUUCGUAUCAUCCAUCUUUUCGAUUAUCGCACUGGUCCUUUGUCCAGACACUUACAAUGAUUUAAAACACAUGGGUGAUGUAUCGGAUCGAACUUGUCUUCUGGUGCCCUUACAUUGCAGGCUGCCACGCAUUUGGACAGUCUUCUAAUGUUCCUUUACAUCAAACCAAAUUGCUUUCGAUCUAUCAGAUGUUAACCCAAGUCUGGCGGGAGUGCUUCAGUGCGAUGCCUAUCCAAAUGCCAAUGGGCGAUCAGAGCCACCGCGUGAGUUUCUGGUCCCAGAUGGUUAUGAUCAAGACUAUGAGGCAAUGUUCCACCCAAAGAUACGCCACGGUCACUCCGUGCAAUGAUGAGUCGUCCUCCAGAUGGACUCAUACUUGAUAUCUGUGCAGUGCUUCGCCCAUCCAGCCUCAACUUAUUUGUCUGGAUACUGGGCAAUCAGUGUGGCGAUUGAAUAUAAGAGAUUGCAGGCGGUAACGGUUUGUGCUUCCAUCUGUUCGUGCUUCCUUCUGCAGAAGCUUCUUCGUCUCAGUGCUUAAUACAUUUCGUUCUCUAGUAUCUAUUAUCCAAUGGCUUUUCCAUGGACCCUCCUUUUCGCUUUAGCUAUAAUUGUGAUUGCGGGCAACUUUGCUUUCAAGCGUCCAAAGUAUCCUCCCGGGCCUCGUAAGCACUGGUUGUUGGGAAACUUGUACGAUAUCCCUCGUCAUGUGGACUGGGAUAAGCUCCUCGCCUGGAAGCGCGAGUUCGGUGACCUCGUAUAUCUUACUGCAUUCGGCAAAUCCGUUCUAGUACUCAACUCGCACACUGCGGUCAAAGAUUUGCUCGAUAAACGCGCGAAGAACUUCUCUCAUCGCCCACAAACCGUCAUGGCGGGUGAACUCUUUGGUCUCGGCAAGAGUAUGGCGCUUUUCGAGUACAACGAACGGUAUCGAGAACUCCGAAAGUUGACACAGCAAGCAUUUAGUCCAGACGGGUUGAGAAAAUACCAAGACGUCCAACUUGAUAUCGUCAAACUGUUUCUAGACAGUUUGCGCAAGGAUCCUAAUGACUUUAGGAUUCAAACUCGGCUCGCUGUCAGUCGCACAAUCCUUGCGGUGACGUAUGGGAUGCCCGUCAAGCUCGCGGAUGAAGGGUAUAUCGCAGACGCAGAAUUGACAACGAAGACGGUCACAAUGGCUACCUUUCCUGGUGCCUAUCUUGUCGAUCUUCUACCCUUCUUGAAAUAUCUUCCCUCGUGGUUUCCUGGUGCUGGCUUCAAGAAAGAAGGCGAAUACGGCUACAAGCUUAUCUCUAAACACGUUACUCGGCCUUUCAAUUACGUUCGUGAGAAGCUUGCCGAGGGCAUCGAACACCCAUCUUUCGUCUCGGACCUUCUCUCCGGAUCCGAGAACGUACGCAGACAUAAUAUUAUAGAGGACGAGAGAUGGUUGGAAGAUGUCAAAUGGGCUGCCGGGGGCAUGUUCUCGGCUGGCGUCGACACGUCGUACGCUACUAUUCUGGUUUUUUUCAUAUUAAUGGCUCGACACCCGGACGUUCAAGAAAGAGCUAGGGCUGAGAUUGAUGCCGUGACGGGCGGGCGUAGACCAGUUACUUCAGAGGAUCGUUCUAAAUUGCCUUAUUCUGCAGCGGUGAUGAAGGAGGUCACACGUUGGCAUGUUGUUGUGCCCACCGGUCUGUUCCGGCGAUCGGGAGACAGUGAGGUUUACAAUGGGCAGUUAAUUCCAGCAAACACGAUAGUUGUGCCUUGUAUUUGGUCGCUAUCUCAAGAAGUAGAAGACCCUGAACGGUUCGAUCCUGAGCGGUUCCUUCAUGAUAAUAAGACACCCAAUCCGUACGAAUAUAUUUUUGGGUUUGGACGACGGAUUUGUCCCGGCCGUUAUCUUGCGGAACACUUCAUCUUUCUUCUCACAGCGAACCUCCUGACCUUCUACAAUAUCAGUAUACCCAAGGCGUGCCCAGAGGGUUUGGCAUCUCCUUCUGAUGUAACAUUCACCCGGACCCUCACAAGUUAUCCUGAGCCUUUCGCGUGCGAUAUCAGACCCCGGUCGGAGAGACAUGCGGAAGAUGUUGCGGCAAUGGUUGCGGACUGAUAAGAUAUAUCAGGUUCGUAUUAGAGUGUUGAACUGUCGUUCAUACAUCCUUGUCAAAUAUAGUAUGUACUGGUAUGGAAAGUGAGUCGGCGCCGUGAGGGAACCAUUCUCUUUACC
Molecule: messenger RNA, 2211 nt
Organism: Somion occarium
Lineage: Eukaryota; Fungi; Basidiomycota; Agaricomycetes; Polyporales; Cerrenaceae
Source: the annotation of a GenBank genome assembly